AACCCUUUACUUGUUCUAAAUCUACUCUUAGCGUUCCCUUUUUCCAACUGACCCCGGAAUCAAGUUUCCUCACAAGAGGAAAGAAUCACAUACUCACACUUACACACUCUCUCUCUUCCUAACCCACAUGAAAAAACAUGAUCCUUCUCCUCCUCUCCCUACAUAUGCUUAUGCCACUCUCACCUACACUUCACCACUCUCUCUCCAUGGCUUCUCCCCUCCUCUUUCUCUCUCUUCCCUUUCUUCUUUUCUUCUCCCCUGCAUUUUCUCAUCAUACUCCUCAAAAUUAUAUAGUUUAUAUGGGUGGAUCACAGGGAGAAGGUGAAACAGACAUGAAAAUUGCAGAAUCAGAUCAUUUACAAUUGCUUUCCUCUGUUAUUCCAAGUGAGGAGAGAGAAAGAAUGUCGGUGGGCCAUGUUUAUCAUCAUGCAUUCAGGGGAUUCUCUGCUUUUCUUACAGCCAAGGAAGCUUCUCUGCUUUCUGGUCAUGAUGAGAUAGUCUCAGUGUUUCGAGAUCCAAGUCUAAAGUUGCACACUACGAGAUCAUGGGAUUUCUUGGAUCAACAAUCUGGAAUUGGAUCAAAAUUGCGAAACCAACAUGCAUUUGCCUCAACUGAUGUCAUAAUAGGAAUGAUAGACACAGGAAUAUGGCCUGAAUCUCCAAGUUUCAGUGACAAAGGUGUUGGACAAAUACCUCAAAGAUGGAAAGGAGUUUGCAUGGAAGGCCCCGACUUCAAGAAGUCUGAUUGUAACAGGAAAAUAAUUGGAGCAAGACACUACAUCCACGAAGGCGGCUUAUUAGGAAAAGCCAACUCCACUGUGACCAAGAGCUCAUCACGAGAUCAUGACAGCCACGGCACCCACACAGCAUCUACUGCAGCAGGUGUUGAAGUGGCCAAUGCAAGUUACUUUGGAUUGGCACAAGGCACAGCGAGAGGCGGCUUACCUUCAGCUAGGAUUGCAGUGUACAAGGCCUGCACACUAGAUAAUUGUGCUGGUUCCACCAUUUUGAAGGCUAUUGAUGAUGCUGUCAAUGAUGGUGUUGACAUUAUAUCAAUCUCUCUCGGCAUGGAUUUGCUCCUACAAGCUGAUUUCUUAAGUGAUCCAAUCGCCAUUGCAGCAUUUCAUGCCAAUCAAAUGGGGGUAAUGGUGGUAUGCUCAGCAGGAAAUGGUGGUCCAGAUCCAUAUACUGUUGUGAAUACAGCACCAUGGAUAUUCACUGUUGCAGCUUCCAAUAUUGAUAGGGAUUUCGAAUCAACCCUGCUCCUAGGAAACAAUGCGAGUUUCAAGGGGUCUGGAAUCACAUUGUCAAAUCUUACUAUGUCUGGUCAAUAUCCUCUAGCAUUUGCAGGAGAUCUCGCUUCCGUGUUCACCCCUCCAUCCGAGGCAAGCAAUUGCUACCCAGGAUCUCUGGAUCCUAAGAAAGUAGCUGGGAAGAUAGUGGUUUGUUUGAACACUUACCCAAGUGUAUCGCGGCGGAUUAAGAUGUUGGUCUUACAAGAUGCUGGGGCAAUAGGCCUGUUAUACAUCAGUAAUGUUGAAAAAGGCGUGCCUUACGAUUCAGGUGCUUUUCCCUUUACACAACUCGUAGAAGAUGAUGGAAUUCAGAUACUAAAGUACAUCAACUCUACCAGGAAACCCACAGCAACAAUCCUCUCAACAGUUCCUGUGCAAAAAUACAAACCAGCACCAGUUGUUGCAGAUUUUUCAUCAAGAGGUCCAGGAGAACUCACUGAAAAUAUUCUUAAGCCAGACAUUAUGGCCCCCGGAGUUGCAAUAUUAGCAGCAAAUAUUCAAGAAAGUGAACCAGGCCAUGACCCUAUUGGAAACAAGCCUUCCAAAUUUGCUAUAAAAUCUGGAACAUCCAUGGCCUGCCCCCAUGUGACUGGUGCCGCUGCUUUCAUCAAGUCCUUGCACCAUGACUGGACACCUUCUAUGAUUAAAUCAGCAUUGAUGACAACAGCAACUGAUGCUGAUAACACGGGGAAAGGUAUGACAAAUAGCUCAGGCGGAAUAGCAAAUCCGCACGACACCGGUGUAGGGGAGAUAAGUCCAAUCAAAGCGCUUGAUCCGGGGUUAGUGUUUCCAACAACUACAGAGAAUUACUUUCAUUUCUUAUGUAAUUGUGGAUACAAAGAGAAGACCCUCCGAUCAAUGUCAAACACAAUGUUUCGAUGUCCAAAGGCUUCGUCUGACAAGCUUAUAUCCGACAUGAAUUACCCUUCUAUCUCAAUAGAUAGACUCAAAAACAAUCAUCAAAAAAGGGUUACCAGGCAUGUAAUCAAUGUCGGCCCCUCAAAUUCGACAUACACUGCUAAUAUUCGUGCUCCAGAAGGAUUAAAGGUAAACAUUUUUCCAAAGAAGAUGGUUUUUGGAAAUGGUUCUACAGCAGCGACUUUCAACGUUUCAUUCCAUGGCAAGCAAGCUAAAAUUGGCUAUAAUUAUGGAUCACUGACUUGGUUUGAUGGAUUACAUAUUGUUCGAAUUGUAUUUGCUGUAAAUAUUGUAGAAUAAUUGAAGAUAUGCAUGCACACCAUUAUUAAUAAUUGGACAUUACAAAUGAUACAUAGGAAGAAGGUUGAUUAUUUACGCUGAAGAGAAAAUAUGUAGUAAAUGUAUAAAGUUUAUACAACAAAAUCAAAAGGUUUCUGUUUUCUGGA
This is a messenger RNA of Beta vulgaris subsp. vulgaris (sugar beet), 2659 nucleotides long. Its product is annotated as CO(2)-response secreted protease. Bases 138 to 2513 code for a protein of 791 amino acids. Gene Ontology annotation, molecular function: serine-type endopeptidase activity. The record is from RefSeq and is a predicted model, not a curated record. Gene Ontology annotation, biological process: proteolysis. NCBI's taxonomy places the organism in Eukaryota, Viridiplantae, Streptophyta, Magnoliopsida, Caryophyllales, Amaranthaceae. The transcript has 11 exons.